AUGGAUGGAGAUGUAAGAUUUAUGGAAAUUCAACCAAUUGAAGAACAUUUGCAUCUUCCACUUGUAUUUGCAUUGACUGCAAUGCCUCCUGUAACUUUGCAAUCUCUUGUGCUUUUGUUUCCUCCAGCUCAGUCUAAAUUCGAGAAACAAAAGAAAGAAGAGUAUCUGUCAGUCAAGGCCCCUGUUUCCCUUGCAGCCUGCGCCAAUGCACAAACAUGGUUACUUGUGCUGUCGAAGCUCUCUCCUAGCGAUACGUCGCCUCCAGCCACAUUGGGUUACAAUAGCAGACUUUUGAAGGCUUCUAUAAUAACUAUAUUCACGAUUAAACAGGGAUAUUACGACACAACAAAAUCUUAUGUUUCAGUCAACCAGCAGUGCCAGAAGAACUUACUUCCCAUCCAAAACGUCAGGAGCAAGAACACCAAACCGGAUAAGGAAUUCAUCAAAUGUACGUCUAGUGGGGUAUCCAGCACAGCUGAUUCUAAUAGCUUCAAGAACACCCUAUAUCAUAAUGAAAAAUAA
Messenger RNA from Striga asiatica, 522 nucleotides. The record is from the annotation of a GenBank genome assembly. NCBI's taxonomy places the organism in Eukaryota, Viridiplantae, Streptophyta, Magnoliopsida, Lamiales, Orobanchaceae.